Messenger RNA from Frankliniella occidentalis (western flower thrips), 1607 nucleotides. RefSeq names its product thymidine phosphorylase-like. The transcript has 8 exons. The coding region runs from base 198 to 1550 and encodes 450 amino acids. The record is from RefSeq and is a predicted model, not a curated record. Gene Ontology annotation, biological process: pyrimidine nucleobase metabolic process; pyrimidine nucleoside metabolic process. Gene Ontology annotation, molecular function: 1,4-alpha-oligoglucan phosphorylase activity; pyrimidine-nucleoside phosphorylase activity. Gene Ontology annotation, cellular component: cytosol. NCBI's taxonomy places the organism in Eukaryota, Metazoa, Arthropoda, Insecta, Thysanoptera, Thripidae.
AACGCAGCCUAUAUAGGAGAUAGCCCGAUGGACGAGUGUGCAGUGGUGCGGCGUCGCGUUGGCAGCAGCGGCGGCACGUCUCGACGAGUUGCUUUGCUCGAGCUCCUCCGCUCGUCCAGCAGGCUCGAGUGCGGCCCACCCAGCCUCAGCCGCCUUCAAGGACCCGAACGUGCCGAUAAGGAGGACUUCAGACCAACAUGUCGUCGGCCACGCCUUUCCACGAGCUCAUCAAGAAGAAGCGGGACGGCGUCAAGCUCAGCGACGCGGACCUGGGCGACAUGGUGGCCAAGGUGGUGAGCGGGGAGGCUGCGGACGUACAGAUAGGAGCCAUGCUGAUGGCCAUGUUCCUGAAAGGCCUGGACGCGGAGGAGACGGCGAGCUUGACCCGGCACAUGGUGGACUCAGGUGACAAGCUGGAGUGGGGCGAGGAGUGGCGCGACCUGCUCGUGGACAAGCACUCCACGGGCGGGGUCGGCGACAAGGUGUCGCUGCCGCUGGCGCCCGCCCUGGCCGCCUGCGGCCUCAAGGUGCCCAUGAUCUCCGGACGCGGCCUCGACUUCACCGGCGGCACCCUGGACAAGCUGGAGAGCAUCAGAGGCUACAAGGUGAUGCAGCCGGUGGAGGCGAUGCACGCCGCGCUCGAGGACCCCGGCUGCUUCAUCGUGGGCCCCACGGCCCGGCUGGCCCCCGCCGACGGCGAGCUCUACAAGCGGAGGGACGUCACCGGCACGGUGGACAGCGUGCCGCUCAUCACCUCCUCUAUCGUGUCGAAGAAGGUCGCAGAGGGGACGCGCGCUCUCGUCAUGGACAUCAAGGUGGGCAGCGCCGCCCUGUGCAAGACCGUGGAGUCCGCCACCACGCUGGCGAGGUCCAUCAUCGACGUGGCCACGCUGCUCGACGUGCCGACUACCGCCGUCCUCACGCGCAUGGACAUGCCCAUCGGCCGCGCCGUCGGCAACGCCCUGGAGGUGGCCGAGGCCGUGAGCUGCCUGCGCGGCCAGGGCCCCCGCGACCUGGAGGACCUCGUCUGCGUCCUGGGUGGCGAGCUGCUGCACAUGCGCGGGCGUGCGGCCGACCGGGCCGCGGGCCGCGAGCGCGUCCGCGCCGCCCUGCACGACGGCAGCGCCCUGGGCUGCUUCCGCCGCAUGCUGGAGCGCCAGGGCGUGGCCGCGGCCGACGCGGAGGCCGUGUGCGCGGAGCCCUGGCGCGUGCUGCCGCGCGCGGCCCACACCACGCCCGUCCUGGCGCCGCGCGGGGGCGCCGUGCGCGCCGUCGCCGGCCUCGACAUCGCGCGCGCGUGCCAGCGCCUGGGCGCGGGCCGUUGCCGCCCGGACCAGGCGCUCGACCUGGCCGUCGGCGUCGUCCUGGACGACGCGCUGCACGUCGGCGCGCCCGUGCUCGCCGGCGACGUGCUCAUGACGGUGCACCACACCCAGGAGCGGCUGCCCGAUGACGUCCUGGCACUGCUGCGCGGCGCGGUGGACAUCGGCGAGGAGGCGCCGGGCGACUGCCGCCCCAGCUCCGACCGGGUCAUCGACAUCCUGUCGUGACGAGAAGCUUUCACAAUGGUAUUAUUUUCGACUGCGGCAAUAAACUGACUCUCUGCA